AUGCCAGUUCAGAUCCCGGACGAUAGCGAUUUCGCCUCUUUCAAAGAACAAUGUGAAAACCACGAUGGAUGGAUAGCCCGCUACAACAAAGGAGGCGUGACGGUGUGGUGCCGUGACGAGGAGAGCAAAACAGUGCAGAAACUUAAGAUGAAAAUCGUGUGCAAGGACGUGACGGCGGAAACGCUCUACGAUGUCCUGCACGAUACGAGCUACCGGAAGAAAUGGGACACAAACAUGAUUGACACCUUUGACAUUGGGAGACUGACUGUAAAUGCAGACGUGGGAUAUUAUUCCUGGAAAUGUCCCAGUCCUCUGAAGAACAGAGACUUUGUCACCAUGCGCUCAUGGCUUCCGCUGGGGAAGGACUAUCUGAUCAUUAACUACUCUGUCAAACACCCGCAAUAUCCACCAAAGAAGGACUAUGUAAGGGCUGUGUCGUUACUCACAGGAUACCUGAUCCAGUCCAGUGGAGCAAACGGCUCUACUCUGUACUACUUAACUCAAGUCGACCCAAGAGGUUCUUUACCCAAAUGGGUGGUGAAUAGAGUCUCCCAGUUUGUUGCUCCAAAGGCCAUGAAGAAGAUCUACAAAGCCUGCCUGAAGUACCCGGAGUGGAAGCGGAAACACAACCCUAACCUGAAGCCGUGGAUGUACCCGGAGCAGAACACGCUGCCCUGCAUUAACGUGGCCGACCUGAGCGUACAGAGGGCGGACUCACUGGAGAAUAUUGACGAGAGUGGUCUGACUGAGGAGAAAACGCAAAACAACAGUGAUGAUGAGGAGACCUAA
Messenger RNA from Chanos chanos (milkfish), 789 nucleotides. RefSeq names its product StAR-related lipid transfer (START) domain containing 15 (gene stard15). The transcript has 6 exons. Gene Ontology annotation, molecular function: lipid binding. The coding region runs from base 1 to 789 and encodes 262 amino acids. The record is from RefSeq and is a predicted model, not a curated record. Lineage: Eukaryota; Metazoa; Chordata; Actinopteri; Gonorynchiformes; Chanidae.